AUGUUUCGAGGAGUGGGUCUGAUCUUCCUCCUGCUGGGUCUCGUCACAAGCUUGUCCCUGACGGAUCGUCACAGAGACAAGGACGACGACCCGGAUCGUAACAAAGCUAUUUUGGAAAUGCUACACAUCAAUAAAGUGUCUGUGAGGCAUCAGGUGAAACCACAUCCCUACAUGACGAGGGUCUUUCAGCAUCUGGACUCACUGGAGGCUGAGGACUUUGGGAGGACAGAUGGGACGCUGGUGCAGAGUUUCCGGAGUGUUGAUGGUCCAGAUGAAGCUCCUCCAGGAUGGAUCUGGUUUAACAUCAGCACCGCGAGUCCGUCCAUGUUGGGCGCAGAGCUGGUGCUGUUCAGAAAAACCCUCCACCCAUAUCCACUCAGUGUGACGGUCACACUGCACAGUGUCACUGCCUCAGUGGGAGCUCUGCAGGAGGGCCCGGCCGGGGAGGAGAGGCCGCUGAGCCUGGACAGGAGACCCUCAUCUGGAUUCGAUGUGUUUGACGUGUCGGCCGUUGUGGCCGCGAAGCCGCUGGACGUGGUGGGUUUUCAGCUGCGUUACACGGACGAGAGGGGGAGUCUGGUUCUGCAUGAAGCACUGACACAGAGUCUGUACUGUCUGAACAGAGGAGCCAUGAGUGAACCUUUACUGGUGCUUUACCAAGGACACACUGUCAACAUCUAA
This is a messenger RNA of Solea solea (common sole), 681 nucleotides long. RefSeq lists its product as uncharacterized. The record is from RefSeq and is a predicted model, not a curated record. The transcript has 2 exons. Bases 1 to 681 code for a protein of 226 amino acids. NCBI's taxonomy places the organism in Eukaryota, Metazoa, Chordata, Actinopteri, Pleuronectiformes, Soleidae.